Messenger RNA from Fragaria vesca subsp. vesca, 1045 nucleotides. RefSeq names its product transcription factor MYB28-like. The coding region runs from base 80 to 880 and encodes 266 amino acids. The record is from RefSeq and is a predicted model, not a curated record. NCBI's taxonomy places the organism in Eukaryota, Viridiplantae, Streptophyta, Magnoliopsida, Rosales, Rosaceae. The transcript has 2 exons.
CUCAGAGUUGAGAGAGAGCAAGAGCAACACAGAGAAAUCUAAGAGAGUUCGAUCAUCGAUCACUGAAAUAUAGAGAAAGAUGGUGAGAACUCCUUGCUGUGAUGAAAGGGGAAUGAAGAAAGGGACAUGGACACCGGAGGAAGAUAGGAAGCUCAUAGCUUAUGUUACUAGGUAUGGCUGCUGGAAUUGGCGCCAACUCCCCAAGUUUGCUGGGCUUUCAAGGUGCGGAAAGAGUUGCAGACUUAGGUGGCUGAAUUAUCUGAGGCCGAACAUCAAGAGAGGAAACUACACAACUGAAGAGGAGGAAAUAAUAAUCACACUUCAUGAAAAGCUGGGGAACAAAUGGUCUGCGAUUGCAGCACAGCUUGAGGGAAGAACUGACAAUGAGGUUAAGAAUCACUGGCACACAAACCUCAAGAAACGCUUAAUGAUGAACAAGCACAAGCCCUCCUCAGUUUCAAUCACACAUGAUGAUCAUCAUCAUCAUGAAGAAAUGGAAGUACCGAAAUCAUUGGAUCAGCCAAGGAGUACUGCUGUUACUGAUGAUUUUGGAAAUGCGGAAACUACUGUUGAUGAUCAAAUUUCCCAAAUUGAUUUUCUUGAUUACCCAGAACUGUGGUCGCCACAGCCAUCAUCGAGUGAGCUCUCGUCCAUGACCAGCGAUACUACUGGAGUUGCAAUUACUGCCGCAGAUGGUUUGGUUGUGGAGGACAAUGCUACAUCAGCUGCCAUGGAGACAUUCUUUGGAGAUUUCAGCGAUAAUUUCUGGACAGAGCCAUUUCUGGCUGACAAUGACCCAAGUGGUUUGUAUACACCCUUGAUGGAGCCUGAUUUUUUUUAUCCGUCAUUUGAUGGAGAUUUCUUGUACGGAGCAACAUGAUCAGGGUUUUAUCUAAAGACAUCAAUUUUAUAUGUACUUUUGAAGUAUUGAGAUCGACUCCUAAUUCAUCAAAAGAAUAAUAAAAUUGGAAAUAGCUUAGUUUUUAAUUUGAUGAAUAACAUUUCUGUUUUGAUAUCAAUGUAUUAUAUGAAUCGAGCGAGAUAG